CCGACGUACAGCUCACGGGAAACGAACCUUCACGGGAAAUACCAAGUUCACGAAAAAGGGGGAGACGAGUAGCACAAGAUUUACACUGCUAUAAUUUACUGCUAGGUGGUUCGCGCCGGCUGCACCGCACAUGGUCCUGCGAGGAAAAACGCUGGAUUGCGAUUAUUAACAUCAGCGGUACGCGUUAAUUGCUCCUUAUCGUCCACAACGACUCCUCGAUGAGAGAUACGGAAGACAUGGACGCAGAGGUUGAGUUUGAUGAAGGCGAAGAGCCUUCGUUCAGUGAUCCGGAGGAUUUCGUGGAUGACAUCAGUGAUCAGGAGCUGCUGGGAGAUAUUCUCAGGGAGAAACCUCAAGAAGCUGAUGGCAUCGACUCUGUCAUUGUCGUUGACAAUGUUCCUCAAGUUGGACCAGACCGUUUGGAGAAACUCAAGAACGUCAUCCACAAGAUCUUCUCAAAAUUCGGCAAAAUAACCAAUGAGUUCUACCCGGAAGCAGAUGGCAAGACCAAGGGGUACAUUUUUCUGGAGUACUCUGUUCCAAGUCACGCACAUGAAGCUGUGAAGAACGCUGACGGCUACAAGUUGGAUAAGCAGCAUACGUUCCGUGUCAACCUGUUCACUGACUUCGACAAGUAUAUGUCAAUUAGUGAUGAAUGGGAGCCUCCUGAGAAACAGCCCUUCAAAGAUUUUGGAAAUCUGCGCCACUGGUUGGAGGACCCUGACUGUCGUGAUCAGUACAGUGUGAUCUACGAUUCUGGUGAAAAAACUGGCAUAUUUUCCAACGAUGUCAAGGAGCCCAUUGAAGUAGAGGAGAGAGCGCGAUGGACAGAAACAUACGUGCGCUGGUCUCCUAAAGGUACCUACCUGGCCACGUUUCAUCAAAGAGGCAUUGCGCUUUGGGGUGGCGAGAAAUUCAAACAGAUUCAGAGGUUCAGCCAUCAAGGGGUCCAGCUGAUUGACUUUUCCCCAUGUGAGAGGUAUGUGGUUACAUUCAGUCCUCUCAUGGACACAAAAGAUGACCCUCAGGCCAUUAUCAUCUGGGAUGUGUUGACUGGUCAAAAGAAGAGAGGUUUCCAUUGUGAGAGUUCUGCCCAUUGGCCAAUCUUCAAGUGGAGUCCAGAUGGGAAAUUCUUUGCUAGAAUGACUCAGGACACUCUCAGCAUCUAUGAAACACCAUCAAUGGGUCUUUUGGAUAAAAAGAGUUUGAAGAUAAAUGGAAUUAAGGAUUUCUCCUGGUCUCCUGGUGAUAACAUCAUUGCGUUCUGGGUGCCAGAAGACAAAGAUAUUCCAGCAAGGGUGACCCUCAUGCAGCUUCCAUCCAGGAAUGAGAUCAGAGUGCGUAAUCUGUUCAAUGUGGUGGACUGCAAGCUUCAUUGGCAGAAGAACGGUGACUAUCUUUGUGUAAAGGUGGACAGGACUCCUAAAGGAACACAGGGAAUUGUCACAAACUUUGAAAUCUUCAGGAUGAGGGAGAAGCAGGUUCCUGUGGAUGUGGUGGAGAUGAAAGAGGGCAUCAUUGCCUUUGCUUGGGAACCUAACGGUAGCAGGUUUGCCGUGCUGCAUGGCGAAUCCCCCAGGAUCAAUGCAUCCUUUUAUCAUGUGAAGAGCAAUGGCAAAAUCGACUUGAUCAAAAUGUUUGACAAACAGCAGGCAAACAGCAUCUUCUGGAGCCCUCAGGGCCAGUUCCUUGUCUUGGCAGGGUUGAGGAGCAUGAAUGGCGCUCUGGCAUUUGUGGAUACCUCUGACUGCACCAUGAUGAACAUUGCUGAGCAUUACAUGGCUUCAGACGUGGAGUGGGAUCCUACAGGCAGAUUUGUGGUGACUUCAGUCUCUUGGUGGAGCCACAAGGUGGACAAUGCCUACUGGCUAUGGACGUUCCAGGGCCGUCUGCUGCAGAAGAACAACAAAGACCGCUUCUGCCAGCUUUUGUGGAGGCCCCGACCACCUUCUCUCCUCUCUCAGGAGCAGAUAAAGGCCAUCAAGAAGGACCUGAAGAAGUACUCCAAGAUCUUUGAGCAGAAGGAUCGACUCAGCCAGUCCAAGGCUUCAAAGGAACUGGUUGACAAGAGGCGCGCAAUGAUGGAGGAUUAUCGCAAGUACCGUGAGGAUGCCAUGAAGAUGUACCAGGAGCAGAGACCCCUCCGCCUUGAGCUCAGAGGAGGUGUGGACACUGACGAACUGGAAAGCAAUGUCGAUGACUGGGAGGAGGAGACCAUUGAGUUUUUCAUCAAUGAAGAAAUCAUUCCAAUCGGCGAUCUGUAGUCCCAAUAGCAGAACAGUUUUAUUUUUGAGGAGUGUGGUUGCAUUGGAGGGAAACAAAAUCGGGCAUCUCUCUCCAGCGUAUUCCUUGUUAACAUCCAGCCAAGUGCCUUUUAAUACUGGUUGCUGUGGAAGGAGAAUUUCGUGCCACUGUUGGCUGGCAUUGCUUUUGCCACCUUAUCCAGCUCUGGGAGCCACCACCCUGCCGCCGUCACCCUGACCAGCACUUGGCGGGUUUUCCCUCUGGUUAUUGCCUUUUGAGUUGAACGUUUACCUCGUCAGAAGGCCAUUACCAUGACCCCGCAUGCCAUGAAUUGUUUUUACAUCACCACAUGGACGGAAGACGCUUUGUUUCUAGAGAUUUUCCUUAAGAUUAACAUGUACUCUAGCGUGCACUACAGUGGGCUGUAUCCUCCUCCAUUCAGAUUACCUGAUAUUAAAUGCACAACAAGGUAAUAAAGUAUAAAAGAAAUUUAA
Colossoma macropomum (tambaqui) is the source of this 2738-nucleotide messenger RNA. RefSeq names its product eukaryotic translation initiation factor 3, subunit Ba (gene eif3ba). NCBI's taxonomy places the organism in Eukaryota, Metazoa, Chordata, Actinopteri, Characiformes, Serrasalmidae. Gene Ontology annotation, molecular function: translation initiation factor binding; translation initiation factor activity; RNA binding. The record is from RefSeq and is a predicted model, not a curated record. Gene Ontology annotation, cellular component: eukaryotic translation initiation factor 3 complex. Gene Ontology annotation, biological process: translational initiation. The transcript is spliced from 20 exons. The coding region runs from base 219 to 2264 and encodes 681 amino acids.